AUGGCUCAGCAAUUGAGCAGAGACUCAACGCUUUCAUCAACAUCAUCAACAUCAUCAUCUCCAUCCUCUUCCUCUUCUCUAUCUUCCCGCGAUCUCGCUCCACAACAAUCCCGCACCUCUCAACAUGACUAUCUCUUCCCCCCAGUCUUUAACACAAGCUUCCUACGACCACCCUCUAUCAUAUCAACUGUAUCGUCCUCUUCACAAACCUCCUCUACACACUCUUCAGUAGUAAUGAAUCCAGACCUCUCACUCAAUCUGUCUCUCCCUCUCCUCCUCUCAGCAAAUACAACGGCCCCCCAGCAAAAUACACCCGUAUCAGGACCUGUAACGACUCUCAUGUCUUCACCACAACACCAACAACAGUCUCGCAAAAAUUCGCAUCCAGGAUACCAUCACCAUACAUCUUCCACUUCUUCAAUAUCCUCCUUUUCUUCUGUAGCCUCUGCUGUCUCUGCUUCUUCAAGUUUCAUUAAAAAAAAAUCAAUUUCCGGCGGUGCUGGCGCUCCGGAUAAACAGCAAGUACAACAGCAUACCCAACAAUCACAGACACAGACACAGACACAGACACAGACACAGACACAGCAGCAGCAACAGCAACAGACGCAGACGCAGACGCAGAUGCAGCAACAGCAGCAAACGCAGACACAGCAACAACAACAGUCUUCUCAACAACAGACCCAGCAAUCGAUAUCUCCAGCAGGAAGUAAUCGCAACCUUUCAUCGGCAUUCCAAUCAAAUAGACUUCUCAAAACAAUGACCAAUCUAGUAAAAAAGAGCUCUAAAGACAGUUCAAGCGGGUUUUUUUCUAGCAGUAGUUCAGUUCUUAACAAUAAUAACAAUAACAAUACCAACAAUAACAAUAGUAACAGUAAUAACAAUACUCCAUCUCCCUUUUCCUCCUCUUCAUCUGAUUACUCCUCCAACCACUCACGGUCUCUGCGGUCCCUUGCAUCUUAUUCUUCAGCCCAGUAUGGUGGCUCGAGUGGCGGACCAAACACCAACGGCAGCAGCAGCGGCAAUAACACCGGCGACUAUCCAGACGACGACGACGACAAUCUAACAAGUUUAUCAGUCCAGCCGCAAGCCUUGUUCCCACGAAGGUCUAGUGUUCGUUCUCGUACUCAAUCUUUCUCAAGCGCAGUGGCCGUAACUGCACCUAGUCCCCUAAGUAUUGGCACAGGCCCCGCAUCUGCAUUUUCUUCCGCAUCUUCUUUUUUCUCCGUCCCUGCAGGCCCGGCUUCUCCUAGCUCGACUGCUGCUGCUACUGCAGCUUCUCUCAUGAUGGUCCCUCGACCUUCCCCCACGUCUUCGGUCUUUUCCGCCAAGGACAUUAUGGAAACAGGUCCAGGUCCAGGUUCAGGUCCAGGUCUAGGUUCAGGUCCAGGUCCAGGUUCAGGUCCAGGUCCAAUCCAUAGUCCAGGGCAAGGCCCUUCCACUAGCCCGUUGUCUAGCUCGUUACCAAACUCUCUCACAGGUUCAAUUCCUGGUGCCUUAUCAGGGUCCUUCCCAGGAUCCGUCUCAAUCACCAUGCCCGGUAGCGCACCAGUUACAACAUUGGCAUCUUCCCUUUCUAUAAUACCUCCAUUACCUGCAUUUACUCCCACCACUGAAGAGUUUCGUCUACAACAAGAUUCUGACCAAAAUACACACCCCUACCAUGGCCUCCAGCAUGAUGAAGAUCCCGAUGAAAUUGAGCCUAUAUCUCCACUCCACCAAUCUCGGUCUCUGCAUCCCUCAAUGUCCACCAUCAAAAAGGGCUCAUCUCAGUCGCUUCUUAGCGAUAGUGCUUCUAGCGUCCAUACUACAACAGGUUUAAGCGAUUCCGGCGAGCAGUCCGAAUUCAAUUCGGGCAUGAACUCCAAUUCCAACUUGUUGGAGCAAAAACGAAGCAUUCGCGGACUCAAUCCUUCCCAAUCAACAAGCCCCCUAUUUACCGGGCAUAAAGCAUCUUCAUCACAGCAGCAAAAUCCAAGGCAUUCUUCAGCAACUUUCACACUAGAUCUGGACACCAACAACCAUUCUGGGGGGUGUAAUCCCUCUGUUGGACCCAGCAGUAAUUUUAAGAUGGGGAAAAAUGGGAGCCAGUUUUCAUUAACCACGCCUAAGAUCCCCAUCUCCUCCACCUUCGAUCCAUCAAUUUCCGUGCCCAUAUCGGCACUAACGAUGAGUUCUACGAGCCCAAUGUUACCUAGUCAUUAUGGUUCUCCAGGUAGCAGCAGUAGCAGCAGUGGUAGCGGUGGCAGCGGGAGUGGGUCCAGUAGUGGCGGACGAGCCACUAUCACCGCUGCCCACUCAGAAGGUUCGUCUAGUUCAGGCACCCGCAAGCCUCAUGUCUCUGAUAUUAUUGCUCGUCUAGGUGGGCCUUCCUUCCCGGUGACAUCAUUGACGUCACCAUCAUCUUCUACUUGGUCUUCAUCUUCAUCUUCAUCAUCAUCAUCAUCAUCAUCAUCAUCUUCAUCUUCAUCAUCGUCUUCAUCAUCAUCAUCAUCCUCGUCUUCUUCAUCUUCAUCUUCUUCUUCGCGACCUCUUCCUAGACAGCCUUCUGAUCCAACAUUGUCUUAUCAUAAUAACCAUGAAGACACCCUCACCUCUUCUAACUCCUCUCUACACAACCUCAAGCCUCACGCGUCCACGCCCAACAUGUACACUCGCCCGGAACUAGAACCUAAUAGUGUUGCCUCUGUAAGUCAGUUCCGUGGUAGUGUGCCAUCCAAAAACAAGGCGAUCGGAGCUAGCAAUACACACCAUCAUCAAUUAAGCAGAGUUGAGGGUCUGGGGUUGGAGCUGUUAUCUGGGAAAACUUUAGCAUCGUCAACACCAACGCCACCAGCGGCCGCGGCAACGGUUUCCACUACCCCUCCAGAAGUAACUGUGAGAUCUUCAGUAAAAGACUCCGAUCUAAUUAAAAAUACUGCGACAACGACGGCAGCAGAUCUUACAACUACUGGGUCGGUAACAUCCAUUAAGGACGCCUCAGAGAGCUCGAUGGGUGGACCCACCGAGAAGGCCGAACCUAAAAAAGAUAGGGCUAAUCUAAAUGCAGCUGAAGCGGAGUCGGUAGAGGUUGCCGCUAAUAGUAAUGUCAAAUUGGAGCACAGAGAUACCAGCAUAGAACACAGAUCAACGUGUGACAGCAGUAGCAGUUGCGCAGAUAAAAGCAGCAAUGGCAACAGCAGCAACAGUACCGAUAGCAACAGUGCCGAUAGCAACAGUGCCGAAGGCAGCAGCAGUGCCCGUAGCAGCUUGAAUCCGGAUGAUGCGCUUGGGAAUUCACAUGCAGCAGCAUCAGAAACUAUUGAUAUUACAGCAACAGCUACAGCAACAGUAACAGCAACAGCGACUGCAACAGCAGUGGUAUCUUUACCACCCUUAUCAGCAACACCAACAUCAAAUCCAAAGUCUUCGGAAUCUUUGGCCAAUACGUGCGUCUUGAGCUCAGUCUUGCAUUCCCCCGACGAGCCGGGACCUCAAUUGGCACCCUUUGCGGAGAAUAAAGAAGAAUCUGGUACACAACCAAUGAAGCAGCCUUCAGCCAUUGUAGGACCCAAGCGUUUGGGUCAAUCGACAAACCGUCAGCAGCAACAACAACAACAGCAGCAACAACAACAACAACAGCAGCAACAAAAACUUGAUAUCGACAAGAAAAGCAACGGUGUCUCGAGUCCGUCACAAGACAACACUAGUCAGUCUCCCGAAGGGGUUCCAAAGCCCCUGAGCAGGAAACCUACAGGGCUGAUCGCUGCAGGAGAGUCCAAAACGCCCAGUGCUGUUUCUUCCAGUACGCAUGCAGCAGGCCUGCCAGUUUCUUCCUCAGGAGCCAAGGCAGUCUCUACUUCUACUUCUACUUCUACUUCUACUUCUACCAACACUACCGCCACCACUACAAGCCAAACACAAAUUCCUAGCCGGCGCGGCUCCUCUGCCACCACCACCGCGAUCCGUCUGCAACCUUUGACGCAACAGCUCCAGGCCUCGGCUCCAAAAACUCCGUCAGCACUCCCUAGAAUGGCACACCGCGUCUCAUCAAACCCUCAGAUCAGUGCUGUCAGCCAUCCCCAGCGUCCUGGCACGCCUACAAUCCUAGCACCAUCAUUAGGGCCAUCAUCGUCGGAUUUAUCGCUCAAAAAGAAAAAGAAAAAGAGCCAACUCAACACUACAAUUGCUGCAACUUCAAUAUCUAAUGUCCCCCUAGCGCACUCUGUACAACAACCAUCAUCAACAACAGGAACACAAAACCAUCAUCAUCAUACUGCGCGGUAUGCAGCACCCACAGCAGCAUCUCUUGCAGCCGCCACUGUUCCAGAUCACCAUGAUCACCGCGAACCGCGCUCAAAACUUCGUCCACGGGGACAGACAUCCAAAGACGCGUUGCGAACAACUUCUGCAUCUUCCUGGUCGACAUAUACAUCUUCAACAGGCUUAUCACGUCGCAACAGCACCGGCAUUUUACAAAGUGGUAGGCCUACUGGAAAUACUAAUGCCUCUGAAUCUUUAGGCACUGUUUCUGCUCCAUUUAAUCCGCACAACAUGGACGAGCUCAAGGCCAAGAUCCAAGAACUUGAAGACGUUAUUGAGCACGAGAAGAGUGAACGCGAACGUGCAGCAUCCAAAAUGUCACAGGAGAAACGCGAAAAAGCGCAACUACUGGCCAAAAUUAAAGCAUAUGAAGCAGUUGCAUCCCAAACGUCGCUGCGAUACUCUUUAAGCGGAACCACGGAGGAUAAUGAAGAAGACGAAGAAGACGAAGAAGACGAAGACGAAGAAGAUGAAGAGGAAGAUGAAGAGAACGGCAACUUGCGGAAUUUACCUAAAGAACCCAACCAAAGACCUCCACAAGACGAUAUUGCAAACUAUAGCAACAUUUCGGAAGACAGUCCAAGCAACCGUGCUCCUGGCAGUAGUCCAGAGGAAUCACAUACUGUUACGGAAACAUCCGCAUCUCAACAUAGGGCCUCCACUGUGUCUGGGUACAUGAGCAGCAACAUGAGCCAAAUGUCAGAGGCUAGCUGGAAACACUUGUACUCUGAGGCUGGGCUUCGAAUCGAACAGUUAGAAGCCAAGAACCGGAUGCUGGAACGUGAGAUGCAUUUGCGUAGCAAGGAGAAGGAUAAAACAGAAACAACAACAACUUCUAGCAGUGGAGGGGCCAGCAGCAGUAAUAGCAGCAAGCGGUACUCAAUGCCAGCCACACAUAGCUCCGAUUUAUUUACACGACAGAGCCAGCUUGCAGCAUUCCAAAACGCUGUAACGGAACUUAAACUGAGCAAAGAAGUGUUGCGCACAGAGAAUGGAAGCUUGCUUGCGGAAUUGGGGAAACUACGGGAUAGUAUCACGCUUGUGACGACAAGGUCACAGAAGCUAGAACGGCGGCUUUCAGGGAAACAAACACGGAUGGAUGCGCUUAAUAUGACUCUGGUACAGGCACAAGAUGCGCUGCGCAAGGCGGCGGUAGAGAUUGAGAAGAAAAAUAGACAGCUUGCGGAGCUUUUACAUGAGCUAGAGGGGACGCGGGAAAAAAUGCACAAGGCGGAAACGUACGCAAUUAAAACGGCAGACAAAGUGUACCGGGUUGCGCAGCAGGUAGCUGCUGCAGAUGCUGAGGCAGAACGGUUGACACACGAGAACCAGCGACUUGUUGCACGGUUGGAGACUGAUCAAUGGCAUACGGAGCGGCAGGUGCGAGGGCUAGAGCGUGACGUGCGGCGCAAGAAGCGGCUUGUUACGAAGCUUGAGGAUUCUGUUCAGGAUUUGCAAAUCUCGCUUCAGCUUAAGGCCAUGGAAAACGAGCAUCUUAAGCAACGUAUAAAAAUCAUGGAGGAGGCUCAAGAAUUGGCUGCUCAGUCUGGUACUGGAGCUCUUACUGCUGUUGAUUCUACAAAUGUCCAUAGAACGCCGGCUCCUCCCCGUUCCAGAUCUUCUGCUCUCUCGUCGUCAACAACAGCAGUCCCCACGCCAACCUCUGGCCGUACAUCUUCACACAAGUACACGCGCAGUAGUGGAAGCAUAAGCGGCGGCGGCGGGAACAGCGGCGGGCUGGUGGUUCCGUCAUCUGGUGGUUCGCGGUCCAGCCAUAUGCACCACCGACACAUGCAGUCGAUGGGCAGUGAUAGUACAAUCAUAAAUGUGAGGUUAUCUGAUUCUUAUGACGGCACUAUUAGCAUGGUUCCUCAGAUUCGUGGAAGUGAAGUUGGUGGUCCUGAGGGCCAUGCUUCUUAUCGUGCACAGGACCAUUAUCAUAAAACUUCUGCAUACUUUCUCGAGGCUAUUCCAUCAUCGGCAGCCCCAACACCAUCAGCUUCAGCAGUGUCUUUGUCGACGGUGACUACAACAUCGGCAUCAUCUUUCAUGACGGCCACGGCCCAUGCCCAUUAG
Messenger RNA from Magnusiomyces paraingens, 6375 nucleotides. RefSeq lists its product as uncharacterized. Lineage: Eukaryota; Fungi; Ascomycota; Dipodascomycetes; Dipodascales; Dipodascaceae. The transcript has a single exon. The record is from RefSeq and is a predicted model, not a curated record. The coding region runs from base 1 to 6375 and encodes 2124 amino acids.